UCGAUGCCAAGUCUUACGAAUGUCAAAUCGAAUUUCUUGGCAUUCGAUUCGAUGUCGAAUCGAAUGGGGUGUGCUCCGUUCGACAUACGAAUCGAACAGGGCGCAUUUCAUUCGACACCGAAUCGAAGGGCGCCAAGCAUUCGGUCGAUUCGAUCGAACAAACCGGCGCGAUGCGCAGAAACUUUGCCAGGGGCUGGUUUAGCGUGAGUGAUUGACGCGUUGGAAACCACUUGUAAAGCGAUCUUCAACGCGGCGCCUGUGAUUCGUUCCUCGCUGGUCAGGCUCCUACGAUGGUGCUAAGAUAUGUUAGCGAGUACACCUAUCUCCCCGACUCUCCUACGGAGCUUCAGGUACCAUGUAACUGUAGCCAUCAUCCCGGCUGAUGUGCUGCGUAUAAAUUCGGCGGUAACUCGACUUUGUAGCUUGGAAUGACACGUCCAGUCAACUUCCAUGACGAAUAAAUCCGACGUGGGAGACGUUGGAAGUACGGGUUAUUCCCACAGGUGAAUUCCAGCAGCUGAAGUUAGGGGGUACUAGAACACUCGUAUAGAAUAGGUGAGACGCGUGGUAGCUUCAAACGCAAGGUAUAGGGUAGGCAUGCCCCAUCAAUAUCGCUGACAAGGCACACUGGAGUAACGUACAUGAUAAGCGAGUGC
Ilyonectria robusta is the source of this 656-nucleotide messenger RNA. RefSeq lists its product as uncharacterized. The transcript has a single exon. The record is from RefSeq and is a predicted model, not a curated record. The annotation marks the transcript as partial. Lineage: Eukaryota; Fungi; Ascomycota; Sordariomycetes; Hypocreales; Nectriaceae.